Messenger RNA from Triticum urartu, 648 nucleotides. RefSeq lists its product as uncharacterized. The record is from RefSeq and is a predicted model, not a curated record. NCBI's taxonomy places the organism in Eukaryota, Viridiplantae, Streptophyta, Magnoliopsida, Poales, Poaceae. Gene Ontology annotation, biological process: nucleoside triphosphate catabolic process. Gene Ontology annotation, molecular function: nucleoside triphosphate diphosphatase activity.
CCUCGGCACCUAGCUGCUCUUUCCGAAGCACCGGACCGAACAAAGGCAGACACUCGUAUUUGUUUAAGGUUGGUGCCGGGCGAGGUCGAUAGAGGCGGAGAAGAAGGCGGCCAUGGAGGAGGCGAGAGGGAAGCAGACGACGGAGGGGGUGGCCGCCGAUGUGAGCCUGAAGGAUCUGUCCAGGAGGCUCGACGACUUCGCCAAGGAGAGGGACUGGGAGCAGCACCACAGCCCAAGGAACCUUCUGCUCGCCAUGGUCGGCGAGGUCGGGGAGCUAUCGGAGCUGUUCAUGUGGAAAGGGGAGGUGCAGAAGGGCUUGCCGGGCUGGGAGGAGAGGGAGAAGGAGCACCUCGGCGAGGAGCUCUCCGACGUGCUGCUCUACCUCAUCCGGCUCUCUGACAUGUGCGGCGUCGACCUCGGCGACGCCGCCCUGAAGAAGAUCGUGAAGAACGCCGUCAAGUACCCGGCGCCGUCAAAGAGCGCCUGAUGAGCAAACGCCUAAUAUGAUCUGCAGAGGCGUUGUCUACUUUUUUAGCAGUUUGAUGAAAAAGUGAAGUUGCGGCAAACUUGUCGUCGGUUGGAUCAAGUUAAAUUGUGAUAGUUUCAUUUUUGUGGCGUACGCGAGACAAUACAAGUUACUACCCUGAA